Molecule: messenger RNA, 2111 nt
Organism: Aedes albopictus (Asian tiger mosquito)
Lineage: Eukaryota; Metazoa; Arthropoda; Insecta; Diptera; Culicidae
Gene: CSN3
Product: COP9 signalosome complex subunit 3
Exons: 7
Coding region: 442-1743 (433 amino acids)
Biological process (GO): ubiquitin-dependent protein catabolic process
Cellular component (GO): COP9 signalosome
Source: RefSeq, a predicted model, not a curated record
CGACGAAAGGCCGCCUCCGACGGACGACGACGGGAAAUUUUCGCAUUCGAAUGUCACUUUUCCGCACCUUUCUUGAGCGAGUGUGUUGUGUGUUGUGCGAAACAAUAAUCCGGAAUUUGCAGAUAAAAUUGCAUUCGAUCGGUGAAUUUGGCACCGCCAGUGUGUUCACGCGUAAAAAUAGCAUCGGACGGAGGUGUUUUCGUGCCGUGAAAGUUAUGCAAAAAUAGUUUUUUUCCUCGGUCGAAGUUUGGUGGUUCUCGCAGCUUCCCGUCGCUUUUUCGGCUGACACAUUCGGCGGUCAGGUUGUCGGUCGGUUUGGUAGUGUUCGGGUUGUUGGGGUUUGCUAGGUUUCGUAAGUAAGGUUGUUUGUUGUUACGAGGAACGUACCGUUCCGCUCCGCCGUAGACCGUAGGAAGUAGGUAGCGCAUAUUGUGAGGAAUCAUGGCAUCACCGUUGGAGCAUUACGUCAAUCACGUCCGGACGAUGAGCAAUGCCGGAAACUUUCGUGAGUUGGUAGAAUAUUUGCUGGAAUCGACAGAGCUGCUGGCCAAGAAUGGGAACAUCUUGGACAAUGUGCUGGAAACGUUGGACAUCCAGCAGCAUUCGCUGGGGGUGCUGUUUGUGUUGGUUGUCAAGUUCAGCGAACCGAAUAAUCACGACGAUACCGAGAACGUGUUACGAGUUGUCCGAGAGUUUAUAACUUUAUGCAAUGGAGAGCAGGUCCGAUUUGCUACACAACCAUACUUUGAGCUCUGCCACCAGUUUACGUCGGCGCUGGUCAAGAACAAACAGCACACCAUCCAGGGCAUUCAGGUACUGUCGUUGGCCGUAGAGAAGAUCCGAAUGUGCGACAACCAGCUGACGCCCGUCCAUGCCGAUCUGUGCCAACUGUGUCUCAGCGCCAAAGUAUUCAGUCCGGCACUGCGUUUCCUGGAUGUGGAUAUCGCCUCGAUUUCCACCACCGAAGACAGUAAUCACGACACAAAGUACUUCCUGCUCUUCUACUACUACGGUGGAAUGAUCUACGCGGCGGUCAAAAACUUCGAACGUGCUCUGUACUUCUUCGAGGUGGCCGUCUCCACGCCGGCACUGGCCAUGUCCCACAUCAUGCUGGAAUCGUACAAAAAGUACAUCCUCAUUUCGCUAAUACUACACGGGAAGGUCGUGCCGAUUCCAAAGUACUCCUCCCAGGUUAUCUCGCGGUUUAUGAAACCGCUCAGUCACGCGUAUCACGAUCUGUCCAGUGCGUACAACAGUUCCAACAGCGACGAGGUCCGGAAUGUGGUCAACAAGUACCGAGAUUCGUUCAUUCGCGACACUAACAUGGGCCUUGUCAAGCAGGUCAUCUCUUCGCUGUACAAGAAGAACAUCCAGCGCCUGACAAAGACGUUCCUCACGCUAUCCCUGGCCGAUGUCGCCAGUCGGGUGCAACUUUCGGGACCAGCCGAAGCCGAGAAGUACAUUCUCAACAUGAUCAAAUCAGGUGAAAUAUUUGCCUCGAUCAACCAAAAGGACGGCAUGGUGGUGUUCAAGGACGAUCCGGAAAAGUACGACAGUCCGGAUAUGUUCCACCAGGUGCAGCAGGAGAUCGGUCGCGUGAUGGAACUGAACAAACAGAUCAUGAAGAUGGAGGAGGAAAUCAUGCUCAACCCAGUGUACGUCAAAAAAUCGAUGGGUAAUCAAGAUGACGAGGUACUCGGUGGUCAACAUUCGAAGUCGUUCGCUGGCGACCCCACCGAAUAAUGCAACCAGCGGGUGGACUCAACCCAAACGACUGACAACCCAGGAAGCUAGCAGUAGCCGUAGCAUCAGCAGAAGCAACAAAAAACCAUUUAGCCAGUAGUGUAGCUAAGUAGCAAAACAAGAACGACGUCAUCAUUAGAGCAGUCGCACGUGCCACAACCAUGCCGUGAAACAUGUGGUAAGCACCUUAACAAAACGAUCAAUUGCUACACCUAAGAGCUACGCGCGCAGAUAAGAAGAAAUCGAAAACAAAUUAAUGGAAAAUCCAGUCAUACUGAAAACUAUCCCACAUUCACUCAAAGAGAAGAAAAAUCAAUAAGAAUCGCAUCGAAAAUACUGGAAAAUAAAGAAACCCUAGUUACAAUUGA